CUAUGAUUAGAAUCCGCGGAACAAAUUGAAUUGUAUACUUAAUUGGUGGGUUAUAAAAAUAAUUCCCUAUUUUUUUUUUCUGUUUUCUUUUUCUUUUUCUUCUUUUUUUUCUUCUUCUUUUUACAUCUCUUUUUCCCAUCUUCUAAAUCAUCAGAAUUAAACAACAACAACCAUGUGUGGUAUUUUUGGUUACUGUAAUUUCCUUUGUGAAAAGUCUCGUCGUGAAGUUUGCGACACUCUCUUAAACGGCCUUUCCCGUUUAGAAUAUAGAGGUUAUGAUUCUGCUGGCUUGGCUGUUGAUGGUGAUAAUGACGAUAUUCUCAUCAUGAAGCAAGUUGGUAAGGUUGCAGCUUUAAAGAAACUUGUUUUUGAUGAACAAAUUGACUUUGGCAAGCCUUUUAUCAGUCACUGUGGUAUGGCACAUACUCGUUGGGCCACUCAUGGUCAACCUUCUCAAAUUAACUCUCAUCCUCAACGUUCUGAUGAGAACAAUGAAUUUACUAUUGUUCAUAACGGUAUUAUUACCAACUAUAAAGAAAUUAAACUUUUGCUCGAAAAGAAGGGUUAUGUCUUUGAAAGUGAUACCGAUACGGAAUGUGUUGCAAAACUGACCAAAUAUGUUUAUGAUUCUCAUAACAAGGAUAUGAGUCUUACUGAAUUAGUAAAAGCUGUUGUUAAGGAAUUGGAAGGUUCUUAUGCUUUUAUCUUUAAAUCUACACAUUUCCCUAAUGAAGUUGUUGCUACUCGUCGUGGUUCUCCCCUCUUGAUUGGUGUCAAAACUGCAAAGAAACUUAAGGUUGACUUUGUUGAUGUUGAAUUUGGUAACAAUAACUCUAUUGCCCCUGUCGAUGGUCAAGAUAUGUCUCGUCCUGCUUUAAAUCGCUCUCAAUCCAGAGCUUUCUUAAGUGAAGAUGGCUUACCUCAACCUAUUGAAUAUUUCUUAGCUUCUGAUGCUUCUGCUAUUGUUGAACAUACUAAGCGUGUCUUAUAUUUGGAAGAUGAUGAUAUUGCUCACAUUGCUGAUGGUGAACUCCAUAUUCAUCGUGUUCGUCGUUCGAAGGAAGAUAAUACUCCUCCUACUCGUUCUAUUCAAACAUUGGAAAUUGAAUUAGCUGAGAUUAUGAAGGGUUCCUUUGACCACUUUAUGCAGAAGGAAAUUUAUGAACAACCUGAAUCCGUUGUUAAUACUAUGCGUGGUCGUGUUAACUUUGAAAAUCAUGAAGUCACUUUGGGUGGUUUACGUGGAUACACUCAUAUCAUUCGUCGUGCUCGUCGUAUCAUUUUUAUUGCUUGUGGUACUUCCUACCAUUCUUGUUUAGCUACUCGUCAUAUCUUUGAAGAAUUAUGUAGUAUGGGUACUCAAGUUGAACUUGCUUCUGAUUUCUUGGAUAGAGCUUCUCCUAUUUUCAGAGAUGACGUUUGUGUCUUUGUUUCACAAUCUGGUGAAACUGCUGAUACUAUUUUAGCUAUGCGUUAUUGUUUAGAACGUGGUGCUGUCUGUGUUGGUGUGACUAAUACAGUUGGUUCUUCUAUCUCUCGUGAAACUCAUUGUGGUGUACAUAUUAAUGCUGGUCCUGAAAUUGGUGUUGCCUCUACCAAAGCCUAUACCUCACAAUACAUUGCUUUGGUCAUGAUGGCACUUCAACUUUCUCAAGAUACCACAUCCACACAAAAGAGACGUGAAGAAAUUAUUGAUGGCCUUUAUCGUUUACCUGGUCACAUCAAGGAAGUUUUGGCUAUUGAUACUAAACUUCAAAAGCUUGCUUUGGAUACUUUAUCUGAAGAAAAGAGUUUGUUAAUUUUGGGUCGUGGUUAUCAAAAUGCUACUUGUCUUGAAGGUGCUUUAAAGAUUAAGGAAAUUUCAUAUAUUCAUAGUGAAGGUAUUUUUGCUGGUGAACUCAAGCAUGGUCCUUUGGCUUUGAUUGAUGAAAAUAUGCCAGUUAUUUUACUUAUGACACAAGAUAGUCUUUAUCCUAAGGUUCAAUCUGCUCUUCAACAAGUUACUGCUCGUAAGGGUAAUCCUAUCAUUAUUUGUAAUACAGGAGAUCAAAACUUGAUCAAUAAUUAUAAGACAAUUGAAGUUCCCAAGACAAGUGAUUGUUUACAAGGUUUAAUCAAUAUCAUUCCUCUUCAAUUACUUUCUUAUCAUCUUGCUAUCUUGAAGGGUGUAGAUGUUGAUUUCCCUAGAAACCUUGCAAAGUCUGUUACAGUAGAGUAAAAUCAUUCUAUUCCUUAUAUACUUCAUUAUUGUCUUUUCAUCUUUUCUAUUAUUCCUUUUUCCUAUAUACACAAUUUUAUUAUUAUUAUUUUAUUCAUGAUAAUAAAACGAAAAAGUUACUUUUAAUAAGAUUA
Molecule: messenger RNA, 2352 nt
Organism: Cokeromyces recurvatus
Lineage: Eukaryota; Fungi; Mucoromycota; Mucoromycetes; Mucorales; Mucoraceae
Product: glutamine-fructose-6-phosphate transaminase
Exons: 5
Coding region: 173-2218 (681 amino acids)
Biological process (GO): UDP-N-acetylglucosamine metabolic process; protein N-linked glycosylation; fructose 6-phosphate metabolic process
Molecular function (GO): carbohydrate derivative binding; L-glutamine:D-fructose-6-phosphate transaminase (isomerizing) activity
Source: RefSeq, a predicted model, not a curated record